Molecule: messenger RNA, 934 nt
Organism: Owenia fusiformis
Lineage: Eukaryota; Metazoa; Annelida; Polychaeta; Sabellida; Oweniidae
Source: the annotation of a GenBank genome assembly
UAUACCAUCAAAAUAGAUGGCUGGAACGCUACAUGAGUAAUGGAAAUAUGUUUAAAAAAGUCUACUUCUGGUCUGUGCCUGUUGUAAGUACCACGCAGACUCUAGCUACAUGGAUGAUACUCUUAGUAACGUGUGAUCGUUUCAUACAUGUGUGUCGCCCGCUGCAGGCAAACAGAAUUUGCACUGUCAAAAACAUUAGGAGGGUCACAAUUGUAGUAAUGGUUUUAGCUGUUGCAUACAACAUUCCAGUGUGGCACAGUCGAGUGUCCAAAGAGUUCCGUUACUCCGAUGGAUACAAGAUUACCUAUAGCAGCAUAUUAAAUGCUAUAUUUAGAUAUGUGGGACCUGAACUUGCGGUGUUUGUAUUGAACAUUCUUCUCAUUAAUGAUGUCCGUAAAUCUCCUGCAAUGGAUAUCAACAAAAAGAAAGAAAAGGAAGAGAAACGCAUCACCUUCACUCUGAUUUUGAUAGCAACAUUCUUUCUCAUUUUAGUCACUCCUUGCACGGUUGCACAAUUUAUAGCAUCUAAAUUAAUUGUAGCAUCAAAAGAAACAAAAUUCAUAUUUGUUCAAUUUGCCAAUUUUUUACUAUUAUGUAAUUCAUCUGUAAAUUUUAUCAUAUAUUGUCUGACUGGUGCAAGAUUUCGGAAGGUGUUUUUGUCAACUCUCCGCUGUGCAAACAGGCACCAUAAUGUCAGCCAUUCUACUAGUGGCAGUACCCAGCACACUGUGUUAAAGACAUCAACAAAAUUAUGAUGUUUGAAGCAAAUAUUCAAGGACAGCUUGAGACUCUUACACUCUUUGCUGUCUAAUUGGAUGGUCAAAAAACCGGGAAUAAUUUCCUAAAAUGACUAAGAUAUGAGAGAAAUGCAGGGUUUCCAUUUUUUACCACCCUGUACUUUAGUCAUUAAGUCAUAAUGUUUUGUAAUAGUGUG